AUGCGAGGGACCCUCCGACUGCUCGCGAGCGUCAAGCCCGUGCGGUUCCUCGAGCCCGGCGCGCCCACGGGCCUGACGGGUCUCUUCGCCAACCCAUCCCCGCGAUCGACCCUCCUCUACCUGUACUCAAGCACCCUCGACAGGCUCAGGGCCGUCCCCGAGACCUCCCUCUACCGACAGUCCGUGGAGGCCGUGACAAAACACCGCAUGUCGCUCGUGGAGUCCGUGAAGCCCGCGGGCUACGACGAGUGGCUGGCAAAGGCGCGGCAGAUCCUCGAGAAGCACCCGGAGCACUUCAAGGAGACGGCGCACAAGACGGCGGACGGGUCGCUGGCCGCGGGCCUGGAGCAGAAUGGCAAGUUCUUUGUCCUGCGCCAGACGCAGGCAGACCUGGACAGCCGGUACAAGGAGUGGGAUGGUGAGGAGGAUGAGGGCCCCGAGAAGGAGGGCAGCAGGACCCUGGAGGAGAGGCGGGACCAAGCGCUGCUGUCCCGGAAUCCCUUCGAGGGUGAUGGCAUCGAGUGGACGGACGAGCCCAAGUUGACGAUAGAUCAGGUUGAGGAGCUCGAGAACAAGAUCGGCGCGGGUCUUAUUGAGGAGGUCAUUCAGGUCGCCGAGGGAGAGCUUGGACUCAUCGAUACGAUUGUGCAGUCCAAGGCAUGGGAGAGCCUCGAGGAAAAGCCCAAGGAGGGACAAUGGGUGUACUUCGAGCGGAAGGAGUAA
Molecule: messenger RNA, 723 nt
Organism: Diaporthe citri
Lineage: Eukaryota; Fungi; Ascomycota; Sordariomycetes; Diaporthales; Diaporthaceae
Exons: 3
Coding region: 1-723 (240 amino acids)
Biological process (GO): respiratory electron transport chain
Source: RefSeq, a predicted model, not a curated record